Molecule: messenger RNA, 1065 nt
Organism: Portunus trituberculatus (swimming crab)
Lineage: Eukaryota; Metazoa; Arthropoda; Malacostraca; Decapoda; Portunidae
Product: C-type lectin domain family 17, member A-like
Exons: 4
Coding region: 172-675 (167 amino acids)
Source: RefSeq, a predicted model, not a curated record
CCAUAGUAUAUAAUGGUGUAUGUGGUUACGGAGAACCUUUUUCUUGUGUCCUUUCUGUAUUGAACACCAUCACCGUCAGCGCCGCCACUACAACUGCGGGGGCAACAAAAGAAGCACCAGACAAGCACCACACACCAGUGCUGUCACGCGGCACAGCAGAACACCAGCACAAUGACUGGCUUCAGGCUGCUGUCUUUCCUGGGAACCCUGGCCGUGGUGGCGGCGACGGAUAUCAAGCCAGCAAGUAAAUAUAAUACCAAGUGCCACAGUCCCUUCACGGAGAUUAGUGGUCGCUGCGUGCAUAUUGAUGUCUCCAAAACCGGCACGUGGCAAAAUAUGCGGAAGUUUUGUCAGCAACUUGGCGGUGACCUGGUCAAUCUUUCUGAUCUGCAAUUCUACGGUGACAUCCUUUUGUACAUUGAAAGCUUACAUUUGCCACACGCUCAUUUGUGGAUCGGUGCCACGGACGAAGCGACGGAGGACGUCUGGAUGUGGACAGAUGGGACGCCAGUCAGGAUGGGCACUCCUUUUUGGGCUAACUUUGGCGAUAAUAAUAGCCAAAUGCCUGAUGGAGGAGAUAGUCAAAACUGUGCCAUGCUCGAUGUAAACAUGCAUUAUUAUUUCAAUGAUUUUUCUUGUUCAAAAUUAGAUAUAAGUCCACUUUGUGAGAAGUAAUACCAGAAAAUGUAACUUUCAUAUAUAUAUGAAUAACAUUUCUUAUCACAAACAUGCUAUGCAAAGUUCAAAGGGAGGUAUGUAAUGCACAGAGUUGUCCGAAUGUUAUCAGUGUAUUGAUGUGUAAUGUGCAAACCAGUUUACUUUGGAUUCUACUUUUGUUCAAUAAGGUGUAAUACUUUGUAUUAAAGGCAUCGUAAGGAAUAAGAUUUCCAUUUACUUUUUGACUCGGGCACAGACUUCAUUUGGAUAUCAGAAGUGUUCUCGUUGACCUUUGUUCAAGACAAUCACAUCCUUAAUUCACUACAAGGAAGUUUUUUGUCAUACAUAAUUUGUUAUUGAGAUGAUAUUGUAUAUGAUUUUCUACAAAUAAUACACAUUGUGAUUGUG